Molecule: messenger RNA, 2709 nt
Organism: Thyridium curvatum
Lineage: Eukaryota; Fungi; Ascomycota; Sordariomycetes; Thyridiales; Thyridiaceae
Exons: 4
Coding region: 1-2709 (902 amino acids)
Biological process (GO): protein folding
Cellular component (GO): cytosol; nucleus
Molecular function (GO): ATP binding; ATP-dependent protein folding chaperone
Source: RefSeq, a predicted model, not a curated record
AUGCUCAACGGGGGCCGAAAUUUGAGAUUUGAUCUAGGUCUUCCCAGGAGCAGCGCCACACCUCCCGUCCCGGCGGGCGGCAGCGAUGCAUGUUGCGUCCCCUCUCUCGGGGGCGCUGUAGUAUCUUUUUCUUUUAUCUCCCUUGACAAUUCGAGGCCCUCAGCUCAACUCCUUGACCAGCUUCCGGACGAGCUUCUUCUGCGCCGCCACGUCGAGCUGCCGCUCGUCCGUCUCGGUGACCGCCCGGCCGACGGCGAGCACGGUCCGCGUGCUGUCGCUGCCGACCCACAGCCUGCCGUUGCGCCCGACGGCCGUCUCGAACGAGAGGCCGGCGGCGCCGAGCUCCUCGAGCACGACGACGCCGCUCGCGCUGCUGCGGGGCAUGAGCAGCCGGCGCGCCAUGCCGGGGCUGACCGGGUAGAGGGUGUUGGCUUUCGAGGCCGGCAGCGGGCCCAGGCCGUCGGCCUUGCCUGUCGACGGGCUCACGCACUCGAGCUCGGCGUCCAUGUGCUUGUUGGCGAGGCAGACGCGCGCGUAGACGAGGGCGCCCGGCUGGAACUGCGGCCUCGUCUUCUUCGUCGCGCCCUCGAAGGCGAGCGCGGGCAGCAGCGCGUUGGGGGCGUGCGCCGCCAGCGAGACGAAGUGGAAGUCGCCCGACGAGUGGUGCACCUGGCCCAGCACGAGGUCGCCCGCCGCGGGCACGUACCGCCCGCCGCCGCCGCCGUGCUCUACCCACAGCGAGUUCCUGCGCGGGUCCGCGGCGAGCUGGCCCGCGACGGUGGGCACGAUCGAGCCGGGCGGCACGUGCCGGAGGCCGGGCCCGAGGCGCAGGGGCAGCUUCUUGUGCGUCGGGACGGAGGACGGGUCGAUGGGGUCGCCGGGGAGGACGACGGGCCUUUCUGGCUCCAUGGUUCGGAGGGCUGCCUUGGUGGUUGUGUGUUGAUGUGUUUAGCAUACCGCCCCCCGUCAACUCCCGAGAACAUCGAACAGAUGACUGCUGGUCCUGCGCCUGGCGACCGGGUCGCCAUUGGUAUUACCUUUGGUAACUCCAACAGCUCGAUCGCCUACACCGUCGACGACAAGGCCGAGGUUAUUGCCAACGAGGAUGGAGACCGCCAGAUCCCCACGAUCCUGUCAUAUGUCGGCGGCGACGAGUACUACGGCCAGCAGGCCAAGGCGUUCCUGGUCCGGAACCCCAAGAACACCGUCGCCUACUUCAAGGACUUCCUAGGCCAAGAGUUCAAGUCGAUCGACCCGACCCACUGCCACGCCUCCGCCCACCCCCAACAGAGCGACAACACCGUCGCCUUCUCCUUCCAGGACAAGGAGGGCGAGGACGUCGAGGCUUCGACCGUGCCCGUCUCCGAGGUCACCACCCGCUACCUGCGCCGCCUCGUCGGCUCCGCCUCGGACUACCUGGGCAAGAAGGUCACCUCUGCCGUCAUCUCCGUCCCCACCAACUUCUCCGACAAGCAGCGCGCCGCCCUGAUCGCCGCCGCCAACGCCGCCGACCUCGAGGUCCUGCAGCUCAUCUCCGACCCCAUCUCGUCCCUCCUGGCUUACGAUGCCCGGCCCGAGGCUGAGGUCAAGGACAAGAUCGUCGUCGUCGCCGACCUCGGCGGCACCCGCUCCGACGUGGCCGUCGUCGCCUCAAGGAGCGGCAUGUACACCGUCCUCGCCACUGCUCACGACUACGAGUUUGUCGGCGCCGCCCUCGACAAGGUCCUCAUGGACCACUUCGCCAAGGAGUUCCUCAAGAAGCACGCCGGUGUCGACCCCCGGGAGAACACCAGGGCCCUGGCCAAGCUCAAGCUCGAGGCCGAGUCUACCAAGAAGGCCCUGAGCCUGGGCAACAACGCCAGCUUCAGCGUCGAGUCGCUCGCCGAGGGUUACGACUUUGCCAGCACCAUCAACAGGUUACGGUACGAGACCAUUGCCCGCACCGUCUUUGAGGGCUUCAACCGCCUCGUCGAGUCCGUCGUCAAGAAGGCUGGCCUCGAUGUCCUCGACAUUGACGAGGUCAUCAUGGCCGGCGGUACUUCCCACACCCCGCGCAUUGCCGCCAACUUUGGCUACAUCUUCCCUCAGUCGACCGCCAUCCUGGCCCCCAGCACCGCCGCCUCCGCCAUCAACCCCUCCGAACUGCAGGCCCGCGGCGCUGCCCUGCAGGCGUCGCUUGUCCAGGAGUACGAGGCCGACGACAUCGAGCAGAGCACGCACCCGGCCGUCACGACCGUUAAGCACAUCACCAACGCCAUCGGUGUCAUUACCCUGUCCGACGUCGGCGGCGACGAGGUCUUCACCCCCAUCAUCCCCCCCGAGACGGCCGUCCCCGCCCGCCGCACCGUCCACGUCGCUGCUCCCAAGGAGGGCGGCGACGUCCUGAUCAAGGUCGUCGAGGGCGGCACCCACAUCAAGGUCACCAAGCCCGAGCCCAAGGCCGCGGCCAACGGCGACAGCAAGCAGGCCAAGGUCGAGGACGACAACGAGGACGACGACGACGAUUCCGACUUUGACGACUCGGACGACGAGGAGGAGGAGCACCGCGAGAAGGUCUGGAAGAUCGGCGGCGCGCUGGCCGAGGCCGCCAUCAAGGGCGUCAAGCCCGACGGCAAGAUCGAGGUCACGAUAAACGUCACGGCCGACCUGGGCGUCACCAUCACGGCGAGGGAAGUCGGCGCCAAGGGCGGCGUCCGGGGGACUCUGUGA